AUGUCGAGCAAUAAGAUCUGGUUGCGCGCUGAAACCAAGCCCGCCGAGGCUCGGUCUGCUUUGACCCCGACUACCUGCAAGGCCCUUAUGGACGCCGGCUUCGAGGUGACUGUGGAGCGUUCCACACAGCGGAUUUUCGACGAUAAGGAGUUUGAGCAGAUUGGCGCCCCCCUCGUCGAGGAAGGUUCAUGGGUGAAGGACGCACCCAAAGAUGCCUAUAUCCUGGGUCUGAAGGAGCUUCCCGAAGAUGAUUUCCCGCUUGAGCACGUUCACAUCUCCUUUGCGCACUGCUACAAGCAACAGGCUGGUUGGGAGAAGGUUCUCAGCCGGUGGCCCCGCGGAGGCGGCACCCUCUUGGACUUGGAGUUCCUCACAGAUGACGCUGGACGCAGAGUAGCUGCUUUUGGAUACUCCGCUGGUUAUGCAGGUUCUGCUUUGGCCAUUAAGAACUGGGCCUGGCAAUUGACGCAUCCUGAGGGCGAGCCCCUUCCUGGCGAGACUCCCUACGCAAACCAGGACCUGUUGAUCGAGUCUGUGAAGGAGUCGUUGGAGUCUGGCAAGAAGCUGUCCAGCAGGCCGCCCAAGGUGCUUGUCAUUGGAGCUCUUGGACGCUGUGGUAAGGGAGCCGUUCAGCUGGCCAAGGAUGUCGGCAUUCCUGAGUCCGACAUCAUCCAGUGGGAUAUGGAAGAGACCAAGAAGGGUGGUCCCUUCAGAGAGAUUGUGGAGGAUGCAGACAUCUUCAUCAACUGCAUCUACCUCUCCGCUAAGAUCCCUCCUUUUGUCAACACCGAAACUCUCUCUUCUCCCAAUCGCCGCUUGUCUGUCAUUUGUGACGUGAGCGCCGACACAACCAAUCCCAACAAUCCUAUCCCUGUCUAUUCCAUCACAACCACUUUCGACAAGCCCACAGUCACUGUUCCCCUUUCCGAACGGGCCCAGGGUCCUCCACUGAGCGUGAUCAGCAUCGACCACCUUCCCUCCCUCCUUCCUCGCGAAAGCUCCGAGAUGUUCAGCGAAGCCUUGCUGCCGAGCCUACUGCAACUCAAGGACAGAAAGAGUGCUCGCGUCUGGAAGCAAGCCGAGGACUUGUUCAACGAGAAGGUUGCUACCUUGCCCGAGUCGAUGCGCGCUUAA
Aspergillus lentulus is the source of this 1134-nucleotide messenger RNA. RefSeq names its product saccharopine dehydrogenase (NAD+, L-lysine-forming) (gene lys1). Lineage: Eukaryota; Fungi; Ascomycota; Eurotiomycetes; Eurotiales; Aspergillaceae. Gene Ontology annotation, cellular component: cytoplasm. The record is from RefSeq and is a predicted model, not a curated record. Gene Ontology annotation, molecular function: saccharopine dehydrogenase (NAD+, L-lysine-forming) activity.